Molecule: messenger RNA, 880 nt
Organism: Didymella exigua CBS 183.55
Lineage: Eukaryota; Fungi; Ascomycota; Dothideomycetes; Pleosporales; Didymellaceae
Exons: 1
Coding region: 207-689 (160 amino acids)
Source: RefSeq, a predicted model, not a curated record
UGAAGUGCACAAUAGAAGCCGAGUUUGAGAGGCCACUGCCGCACCGGUGUCAUGACUGUGAUGUUUGGGCGAAGCAAUCCCGGCAGCAUUAUACCCACGCCACAUUGACUUCAUUAUCAAGAACACACCAGACAAUGGACAAGAAAUAUAUGUAAGUGUGUGUACUCAUUUCAGUGCUCCUGUCUACUCGAAACAUUUCCACUGACAUGUAUGUAGACACACUGUUAGCACACAGCUUUGACUAUCCUCAAGCCAUGUACUCCCAGAACAUUUACUGUUCGCACAAGCUCGGUCCAUUGUCUACCGUCGCCAUGGUGGGUCUGCGUACACGGGAACCCUCGCACACGAGCUCCUGUUACUACGACGAGGAAGUAUUCCGCCUUCAAAAUGCUACAACCCUGGAGUUCCACAACGCGCGAAGCAUGCAUUACAACAGCAUGCUCACUGUGGAGACCGAUAUCAUCAGCCGUGUUCUCGAUAUCCGAAAUAAAUAUCCGCCAUGCGUGCAAAGCCACCGUGCUCUCGAUGCGGCUAGCCAACCCCACAGCGCAGCUCCCCCGCGACCCACUAGUGAACGCACGUCAAGCAACGCCAGCGGUCGAAUUCCGCAGACAGCUCUCUCGACGACCACUUCUUCGAAAGCGGACAGGGCGCUAACACUCCGCUUUACUGCGUCCAGCAAGCUGUAGCCAUGUCGGAUCGCGCGUCCAGUGAAGCGGCGCGGAUUCAUGCUGAGACGAGCGACCAGGAUGUGGAUAGGUGCGGAUUCUGGGUCUGAACUACGUUGACCGCGAUGCGUGGGCCCAGCCGAUGAGCGCUGGUAUAAGUGCGGCUCCCUGCUAUAACGUCUGUUCUACCAAGCCUCACUUCUUCCUGGAUC